AUAAGCAGUGUUGAGUGAUGUGAUGUUGAAAGAGGAAGCACAUGUUUGUCUUCACAGGCUGUGCUUUUGCUCAAAUAAUCUGUUGCAUGAAUGAAAGAAAACGAACAACUUGUUUCACAAAAUGAAAGCGUACAACAAAGCAUUGGUGAAUGAAAAAAUACAUGCAAUUUAGACAAUGCAAUUAGACAUUAGUAUGAUGUGGCACGCAGGUAAUCCAUUCUUGUCACGGGCUUGAGCUGCUUUGUCCCCGGAUUGAAGUGUCAUGGCUGCCGUGCGCUGUUGACUGAUUCUGGUUGGACGGGAGGCGGAAAAGCGCUGGCUCUGUACAUCCACUAUGAAUGGGGUCAACGCCAACCCUGGCGCUCAGGUUGGGAAUGAAGAGAGGGGCAUUUGGCAUAAACGCCUGCGUCUCAGGAAGUCCUCCUUUUCAUUCCCCGCUGAACAAAACACUGUGAAAGAGGAGGAGAAUGUUACAGCACUUGGACAGAAGGAAACAAAGAAGUCCGAGAAAGGACAGCUGGCGGUCAACACCUUCAUCUGCUCUGCAUGCAACGACGGCAUCUCCUUUAGACCUGCCGAAUUAAUGAUGCAUUUUAAGAUCGUCCACGGAGGCAAAGGAAACCCACCGAUGUUUCCAUGCAACAUGUGCGGUUUCUCCACUCCAGUGUUCACUACGCUCCAGCAGCACCGAAUGCAUCACGAGGACGGUUUGUUCACUUGUGAGAUUUGUAAUGACAACGUCCAGCAAACGCUGCCCCAACUAACCAAACAUUGUCAAACUCACCAUUCUCUGAAUGGUCAGUACUACUGUCCAAAAUGCAAACUCUCCAUCCAGGAGAUUGAGCAGUUUGUAUGUCACUCAUGUUCUGCACCAGUCAUAAGCAAUCAUGAAGAAAGCAUUACGAAUGGUAAGUUGGAAGAAGCACAGAAAAACAAUCUCCUAAAGCACAUGGCUGCUGCAUGCCGUCAAAGGUGGAACAGAAGAAACUGGUGGAGAAAACGGACACAAGCCUGCAAGAAAGACAAUAACCCAUCCCAAGAGUUUAAGUUCUUGCUUCCAAAACCAGAACCCCAAUGGGCAUCCCAAUUAUUACCAUUAUCCACACCUGGUCUACUGGACAACCAAGGCAUGUUGUUGGAUGCAGAGAAGACCUUGGAGGAAACACAGCAGUUUCUUGAAAGGACAGUUUGUAGUGGUAAAAAGUGGCCUGUAUCUCUCAAAAGUGAGCAUGAUCUUGUUCCUGUCUUGCCGACUACACCCUGUCCGUCAAAACUGAAUGCAAAGCAAUGUAGCACGCCACACCCAGGCCUGCGGCGCACUGACAAAGAUAAGCUAACCGGACUUAUGGAGAAGAACAAUAUAUCUGUUCCCCCAGAUUGCACUACAAAGGUGGUCGGGUUCAAGAUGGUGGACGGCAGAAAGCAUUUAGUUCUCAAAGUCAUUCCUUCAAACAAGCAAGACACUUCGACUCCAGUGGAAUCGAAUCGUGUUGAAUCUCACACUGUGAAACCAACCAAUCAACAAGAUGAAUCCAAAGAUAUUUCAACUGUUAAUGCCUCAGGAAACUGUUCUCAUGCUCAGGUGACAUCUAGAAGGUCUUCUUCCCAAAGAAAGAAGCAGGAACGAUGUGUAGAUCAGCGGGACUUUUUGUCUUCAGUGGUUGAAAGGAUAAAAAGCCAACAAAAUCAGGAACCUACCGAAUGCAAUACACCCAUUAAUCUUAACGCCUUCAACCACAGAAAGACCAAGACUGAGACGAAGAAACUGCAUUCUUGUGCUGAUGCACAUAUUCAAAGUCCCCAUGCAAAGAGAGCGAAAGACUGCCAAGACAAAACCCUCAGUGAAUCAGAGGAAAACUUUACCGCAUGCCAAGGAGAUUCAGGCUGUCAUAGUGAUCUGACCUCGGAUACGGGUUCUUUGGAAGAGAGGUGUAGUUCACGACUCCUUACGGCGGCAUUUGAUAAAGAACACAAUCUUACACUAGAUUCAAACAUCAUUGGGCUUCAUUCAAACACAGAUUCUUGCUCAAUCUCAGGGUUUGAUUGCAUUAGUCCGUCCUCUAGAUCUCCCCUGAAGGAUUUGACUGAGUCUUUGUGUCAUUUUCAAAGUGAAGAUGAGGGCCUGUUAUUCCACAGCCGUGCCGACGAGUGCACAAACAACAUGGACCCCAGAGAUUCUUUGGUCCCAGUAGGUCAGCACGACUGUGAGAGGGAAAACUUCAGUGCUCCAGACCUGUAUCAGACGGUGGAUGAGCUGCCUUUAACAACAAUCAGCCAUUUGCUGGAUGAAGUGAGAGCGGAUCAGACUUUAUCUUCACAUAACGGCUCUGAUGAACCUCUGCAAGAUUUAGCAUGCACCGGAGGUACAAACCAGCAAUCUGAUCCAGUCGACACCAGCGUCCUCUUUCCUGAUGAUUCAAACACUUCCACAUGUGUACCAGCAACCGGUUCCAGUGAGUCACACGGCCCUCUUGCAUCACUGAACAGAAAGCGCAUGGGAGAAACGUCCUCGGCGGACUUUCACAGACCCGUCAGUAAAUCCCAGAAGCGAUCGACUCGGGCCUCCGAAGACGUCACAGCAUCCGUCCUCCACUGGGAACCGGUGGCUCGAAACGUUCCGACGACCCUUCGACUGAUUCCCUACAGCUCCUCGCAAUCCGUUCAAAUCCCACGUGAUAACCAGCCUGUCAUAGUUCUCAACCAUCCCGACACUGAUAUUCCCGAGGUGACAAACAUCAUGAAAGUCGUUCACAAGCACAAAGGAGCCGUGCAACGGGUCGUACUGUCUCGUAAAACUCUCCGAGCGCUCUCGGAUUUGAACUGCGACGCCUUCCGGAAUAACCUCAUCGCCAAUUGCCACGCGUCCCACUGCAGGAGAGAAUGGCCAAACGGGACUGUUAAGGAAAGGUUCAGCUUGAAGCUGAGGCUCAAAAGGGUGUGCGGAAGAAAGUAUACCGUGGUACCAACACUAUCAGAAAGCAUUGUGCUACAGCCAACGUUUAGGUGCUGGUUUUGCGGGCGGCUUUUUAGAAACCAAGAAGCUUGGGUAGGACACGGACAAAGACAUCUAAUGGAAGCAACCAGAGGCUGGAACCAGCUCUUUAACAGAUAGGAGAACUGCAUUCACACGGCAGGGACGUUUUUCUGCACAAGCCAUUUUUAAGAAGUGCUGUGAAUCAGCGUUACUAUGCAAAUCUCAGGGUGAGAAAUAAUACCAAAUCUGAGGAUCUUCACUGUUUCAUUCUUUAUAGUAAUAUUCUUUUAAACCCUUUUUUGGGUGGAUAUUCAAGCAAGCAUUAUUUAUUUUGUUCCACAAUGUGAAAAAGCGCAGUGCAUUAUCUAAUAUAUUAUAAAUCACUGUUUCAGACCAAAUCCAUCUCGCACGAUACUGUGAUAGAUCAGAAUUAUUGCAGAGACCUCAGGUUUUAUGACAAUAUUCCACUGCUGUAAACUUAAUACUAAUUGAACAAGUGUGUUGACCUUCACGCUGAACGAGUGUCUGAGCAGUUGUGUUUGAUUUAAGACGUCUGUUUGUCUUAAUACUUUAUGUAGCUUUAAAUGCAUCAUUUUAUUAUUUUAUUUUUGAUGUUUAAAACGGAUAAACUGGGGCACGUGUGGUUUAACUGCUUCAUUACUUCCGUUUUGCUUUACUAAUCAACUUUAUUAAGGCUGGAAUGUUUACAGAACAUAAAGUAGAUUGUUGAUCCGUUGGUGCUUUAGCUUCCUCUGUUUGUCACAUUGCCUGUACAUAUAGCAUUAGUUUAAAACUACCCAUCAGUGAAAUUCUGUUGUGUAUUUAUGCUAAUUGUCUUUAUAUUUAUUUUUUCAGCAUGCAGUUGGCUGUUAUGUUACAUGGGUUUGAUUAAGGGUUUAAUUAAACGUUUAAAUUAAUUACCUUACAUUUAUCUAAUCGUUAAUGUAUUAUUCAUUGAUAAAAGAAUCUUGUGAACUGUGAUGUUAUGGUCUCAGUAGUCAAAAUCUCUCAUUUAUGAAGCCAAAGGAUUUUUUUAAGAUCAGUGUAACCUGAUCAGAAUAAUAAUUUCGUGAGGAAUGGGUUUAUUUUCACCAACUAAAAACGAGACCCUCGCUGACUUUUGAUUGCACUGUUUGAGGUUUGAAGCACUUAACAGUGGUGUGAUUGUGAAUAUCAUAAAUGUCCCGCUGCAAUAUUUGAAGAUGGUCUUUAUUCCAGGUCUCUGAUCCACUUAACUUGAAAACCAAAGAAAAUGUGUCUCUUAUGUUUGUAAAGAGGUUUAAACACUGGUAUAAGCACUAACAGCUGUGAAUGACACCUUGUGUUGCUGUAUUGUAGAAGUGCCUCUGUACACCCCUAUAGACCUGCUAUCAGUAAAUAAAUAUAAUUAUUUUGAACAUG
Messenger RNA from Megalobrama amblycephala (Wuchang bream), 4375 nucleotides. Its product is annotated as zinc finger protein 518A. Lineage: Eukaryota; Metazoa; Chordata; Actinopteri; Cypriniformes; Xenocyprididae. Bases 335 to 3112 code for a protein of 925 amino acids. The record is from RefSeq and is a predicted model, not a curated record. The transcript is spliced from 3 exons.